UCCUAGUGAUAGCUGUGAGCAAUGAUCAGUAGCAGGGAUGAGCACCAGGGAGAAAGGGAACAGCAGUGUUUCAUUAUUUUACUCUGGAUUAGCCUUGGAUGUACUUCAGCUAAAAGAAAGCAAUAUAUCUUCCUCAUACUACACAUGCAGCAGGGAGACUGCACUGCACACUACUUAAACUCGUACCAAAUGUCCAAGGACUCUGGUUCAUUUCUGGAUCUGAUAUACACAGUGGAGCCAGUUUUUCUCGUUAAAGCUGUUUAACCCUUGAUAGGCAAGCGUAUGUAGAAACUCAAGAUUCAUGUCUUCAGCUACUGUUAAUCAAAUGCAAGAUUGUGCCAUGGGGAAUCAAUGCUCAGUAAGUUCUGAUCCCAGCUGAAAUAAACUGUUAGCAGAUGCAGAGCCUUGGUAACCAUUUUCUGGAUGCUAUGCUUGCUGGAAACAUGGGCUACUAGGAACCCAUUGUACUCACCUAGCUAAGCACCCGUAUCCAUGUGCCUCUAGCGGACUAAGUGAGAGGAGGGUGCUGUGUUCCAUUACAGAUCCUAAGUGAGAAUUAUGAUAGCAACUGGAGGAGUUAUAACUGGACUGGCAGCCUUAAAAAGGCAAGACUCUGCCAGAUCACAGCACCUGCUGUCACGACCUACUUCACCACCUCCAGAUAAAAAACCAGUUCGACGGCGACCAAGAGCAGAUGUAGUCAUUGUGCGAGGAAAAAUACGCCUUUAUUCUCCAUCUGGCUUUUUUCUUAUCCUGGGAGUUUUAAUAUCUGUUGCAGGAAUAGCUAUGGCAGUACUUGGAUAUUGGCCACAGAAGGAGCCAUUUUUAUCUUCUGAAGUUACAGUUGAGGUUAACAGAACCAAAAUUUUGGAAGAAGCUGGGAUGAUGGUAAAAUUCUUUGAACAGCAUUUGCACUCAGAAAAGAUGAAAAUGUUAGGUCCAUUUACCAUGGGGAUUGGAAUUUUUAUUUUUAUUUGUGCCAAUGCUAUACUACAUGAAAACCGAGACAAGGAGACUAAAGUUAUUCAUAUGAGAGACAUUUAUUCAACUGUCAUAGAUAUUCACAGUACAAGAAUCAAGGAACAGAAACAUUUAAAUGGCACAUUUUCUGGUUUUUAUGGGGAAUCUGAAUUCAGACAUUCUGAAAAUUCAUGUGCAUCUAAAUUAGCAGCAAACACCAUUGCCUCAUUUUCUGGAAUGAGUGACAGCUACAAAAAUUGCAGCUCUAUGGGGGAUGAGGAAAACCUCCCUCGAGAAACCAAAACUUUUGCAAAUUUAUUACCCCCACUUCUCAUGGAAGGUUCUGGUUCAGUCUUUGGAAUUCCUUGUCAUUCAAACAAAUUAGGAGAUGAUAAGUGUGGAGGUUCCAAAAAAUGUGAGACAAAGUCAAUUGUAUCAUCAUCAAUUAAUGCCUUUACAUUACCUGUAAUAAAACUAAACAACUGUGUCAUUGAUGAACCGGAUAUUGAUAACAUCACAGAAGACUCUGAAAUUAAUAAUACCAGACCGAGGAAUAUGUCAGUGGAUUCAUUAUCUGUUCCUUCCCCAGAUAUUACCAGGCCUUUCAAACCUACAAAUGCACCCCUUACGAGAAGCUUUUCUAUCAUGGAGCCACUGCCAAGUAACCAUUCUACCACACCUGUACCAAACACUGGACAGCUUUUAUCUCCUGGAGCUGCUCGCAAGCCGUUUGGAUCUAAUACCUCUUUACAUAUUUUAUCUGCCCAUUCGAAAUCUUUAGACUUAGACAGAGGUCAUUCUACCUUGACUGUACAAGCUGAACAAAGAAAGCACCCCAGCUGGCCUAGACUUGACCGAAGCAAUAGCAAAGGGUAUAUGAAACUUGAAAACAAAGAGGACCCAAUGGACCGGCUAAUUGUGCCUCAAGCUCAGUCUGCUAAAAAAGACUACACAAACAAGGAGAAACUCUUGAUGAUUUCACGGUCCCACAAUAACUUGAGUUUUGAACAUGAUGAAUUUUUGAGUAACAAUCUUAAAAGAGGCACUUCCGAAACAAGAUUUUAAUAUGAAAUUAAAUAUGUUUAUGGUCCUAAAUUAAAAGUAUUUUUCCUGUUGAAAAUGUGUAUAUAAUAUUUUUUAACCAAAAGAUAUAAAGUGCAGAUAACUGCAUAUCUGCAUUGACAAUACAAAACUGCAAGACUGUAUCACUCAUGUGGGUUGUGUAAGCCAAAGAAGCGUUCCCAUGGAAUCUUAUUGCUUACUUGUGUCAUUUUAAUGGUCCUGUAUCUUACCUACAGAAAAAAAUGUGUGGGUUAUUUUAUGUGCUGUAUUUUAUAUAUUUAUAAUAAAACUAGUAAUAAUAUUGCCUACAAACAUUUUAACAGUGACAUUAUUAGACAUUUCACAUGAAAUAUGAUAUAUUUAUGAACCAAGUGAUACACAUUUUUAAACUCUAUGGACUAUAAAACUAUGUGAAAAUGUUUUCCUAAACAGUCGAUUGUGUUUUUUUAUCAAAAUAUCUGUUUGAAGAUUCAUAUGUGAAUUUUGUCAGGUAAUUCUUUUGCAUCUGAAUAAUUUACCUUUCAUCAUUUAAGCAUGUGGCAAUGGCUUGUAUAGGGCAAUUUGAAACUUUUCCUUAAAACUGACUAAUCAAAGGCAAUUAUGUCAUUAAUAAAACACUCCUUACACUCCAAUGUGUUUUAAAAGCAAGCUUCAUAUAUAUGUAUUUAUUUUUAGUUAACCUAGUUAAAUCUUAAAACCAUAGCUUGUAGAAAACAAUGGGGAAAAAAGCAAUUGAUGCAAGAAAGCACAAGAGAAAUUAAGAUCUCUCUCAUGUUUUUUUUACAUCAAUCACCCCAAAACCCAGGUGUAAUUUAAAUAUGCUGCAGAGUGACAAAUAAUGGCAUAAUGUAGUAAGGCCAGGCUGACCCCCGUGACUGCAGUUCCUCUUUGGCCACCCACCCACUUGCUCUUUUGCUGUUAAAGUUAAAGGAACGGUUCAGUGUAAACAUAAUAAUAGAUAGGCUGUGAAAUAUAAAACAUGUUUUUUUGUUAGUUAGCCAAAAAUGUAUUCUAUAAAGAUUGGUGUGAACAGAUAUCUCAUGUAAUAGUCAGAACACCAACCUCCUCCUUUGCAUCUCUCUAACCUGUUAAGGUGGCCAAUUUCAGCUGCCAAUAUUGGUCCUUUAGACUAAUUCGGCAGUUUAUCUGCCCUUUUAUGGGGACCAUCGACAGGCCUCCCUGAGAUCUGGACCUAACAUUUUCAUCUUUUCUGAAUGUAAAUGCUGUUAAAAGAAUUUUACCAUAAUCCCAGCUUCUUCGAAAAUUUUGGGCAGGUUUUAUCAGAUCCAACGGUGCCUAUGGCCACCAUUUUAAUUUGAUCGUUUGACCCUAGGGCCAAACGAUUAAAUUAUCCCUAUGUCACCCACCCAUAGGUGGG
This is a messenger RNA of Xenopus tropicalis (tropical clawed frog), 3400 nucleotides long. It is a transcript of the gene tmem200a, whose product is annotated as transmembrane protein 200A. The record is from RefSeq and is a predicted model, not a curated record. Gene Ontology annotation, cellular component: membrane. NCBI's taxonomy places the organism in Eukaryota, Metazoa, Chordata, Amphibia, Anura, Pipidae. The transcript is spliced from 3 exons. The coding region runs from base 559 to 2025 and encodes 488 amino acids.